Molecule: messenger RNA, 7786 nt
Organism: Dermacentor silvarum
Lineage: Eukaryota; Metazoa; Arthropoda; Arachnida; Ixodida; Ixodidae
Gene: GlcT
Product: ceramide glucosyltransferase-like
Exons: 9
Coding region: 73-2046 (657 amino acids)
Biological process (GO): glucosylceramide biosynthetic process
Cellular component (GO): membrane
Molecular function (GO): ceramide glucosyltransferase activity
Source: RefSeq, a predicted model, not a curated record
AGCUUCUUCGUCUUCUGCGCGGAGUUAGCGGUUACAGAGUAGCGGCCCAGAGAGGGCGUUCACACAUCAUUUAUGUUUCGAACGCCGCAACACGUGAGCUACAGUGGCGUGUUUCUCCGAACCCGUGCCUCGGCCAGCGACGCAAACGAGUUCCCAGCCGGCAGAAGCGACGAUCGCCGCGCCAACGGAGCACGAUGCUACGCCGAGGCUGAAAUAUCCGACAGGAGCUGCCGCGACCGUCCCGGCCCGGGAUCGGGGCGCUCAGCCUACGGGGCGCCCAACGGUGACCGCAGUUGCGACCGCUCGCGUUCGGUCGUCCGCUUAGGGCGCCGCACCACGCGCGCGCUGCGUCGCGUUCAUGCUGCCGGACGAUGCGCAACGGUGAGACGACGAGGAUCCAGCAGCUACACGAUGCUCUACAUCGAGCUCGCCUCUGCCGGCAGCGUUAGGUGGUGGCUCCCGACGAGCGGGCCGGAGGCCCGUCACCCAUUGGACGUCGCGCGCGGACUUAUCUCGGCAAACCCGAUAGCGCUGUCCAUAAAACGGAGGCUGCACCCGGUCGCGGGUCAGCGCUAUGCCGGCAACACCGCGGCCGCCGCUCCCGGCCAACCCGUCGUCAGCUGCGGUCCGCCGCCCAUCGCCAGCUCCGAAGAAGCCGCUCGACAACGGGACGGCGUUGCGGCGCUGCUCGCCUCCCCGACGCCCGGCGGAAGUGACGUGCUACAUCGACUCCGUCCUCCACGCGUAGCGGAUCCGGAAUACGCGCCGGCGACGACGUCACAGAGCCGUGGUGACGCCACCAGCGCCCGCCGCCGCCGCCGAGCUUCUGCUGCUGCUGCCCGCGGCGGCGUCUCAAAGAUGGCUCUCCUGUUUUACACGCUCUACGGGUUUGCCAUCAUCUUCUUCGCCGGCUGGUGGUUCGUCUGGCUGCUUCAUCUACUGGCCAUCUUCAACGGAAAAAUGAAGCUUCACAAAAAGAAAGCCCUUCCGCCCCUGGAGGUGCCACUGCCCGGCGUGUCCAUCAUCAAACCAUUGACGGGGGUGGACCCAAACCUCUUCAGCAACCUCGAAUCAUUCUUCACUAUGAAUUAUCCACAGUUUGAGCUUUUGUUCUGCAUCCAAGAUGAAGGGGACCCUUCCAUAAUGCUGGUGCGAAGACUCAUGGAGAAACACCCACUGGUCGACGCCAGGGUCUUUGUAGGGGGCUGCCCUGUCGGGGUAAAUCCCAAGAUCAACAAUAUGCAACCAGGCUACGAAGCUGCCAAGUAUGAGCUCAUCUUGAUCUCCGACAGUGGAAUUCGAAUGAAGGAGGACACGCUCCUGGACAUGGUGCUGACCAUGGCGGACGACGUAGCCCUGGUCCACCAGAUGCCUUUUGCCUGUGAUAGAAAGGGGUUCCCGGCCAUUUUAGAGAAGGUCUACUUUGGCACGGCGCACGCGCGCAUCUACCUGGCCGCCGACUUUCUGCGCAUCAACUGUGCAACGGGAAUGUCGGCCUUGAUGCGGAAGAAGCUGCUCGACGAGGUGGGCGGCAUCAGAGCAUUUGGCCACUACUUGGCAGAGGACUUCUUCUUUGCCAAGUCAUUUGAAGACAGGGGCUGGAAGAUCAGGAUCAGCUCCCAGCCAGCGUGGCAGAAUUCUGGCCUCUGUGAGGUCGGGCUUUUCCAAACCCGGGUGGCAAGGUGGGCCAAGCUUCGGUUUGCCAUGCUGCCGCACACCAUGCUGCUGGAGCCCCUGUCGGAGUGCAUGCUGCUGGGGGCCAUGGUGGCAUGGGCGACCAGCUUCCUGUUCCAGUGGGACGCCUUCGCCGUGUACCUGCUGCAUCUGCUGCUCUGGUUCCUGCUCGACUGGAUGCUGCUCAGCGUCGUGCAGAAUGGCCUUCUUCCUUUCAACAAGUGGGAGUUUGUGGUCGCGUGGACAUUCCGAGAGUGCGGCGCCCUCUACCUUUUCCUGCACGCCUUGUGGAACCCGACGAUUCGAUGGCGUGCGGGACUGUAUCGGUUACGAUGGGGCGGUGCCGUGGAGGUGGUCAAGCCAGACUCUUAGUGACCGCCCUGCUCCCCGACCUCUAGGAAACAAAAAAUGUGCCGCGACAUAGCACGCAGCUGACUGCCGCUAUUGAUACAAGAUUGCGAACAAAGCAAGGAAAAGAAAAAAGAGUGCCGGCCACGGAAGCUGCGGAAAGUGCCCUUUCUUUACCCGCUGCCGGUCAGCCCCGACCCGCGAGCCUUCUUCCAGCAACGGCAGAUUUUUCAUUCCUCCGUGGUUCCUCUUCCGCCGGGUGCGCGUCUCGGCUCCCGGGUGGCUCGAUUGUUUCUCAGCGAGUCGAUGCAACGCAGCGCCUAUCGUGUGCUGACUCAAUGUCGUGCUGCAACGGAAAGACAGCAGCAAGCAGCAGCCCCUAGUCGGCGGUGCCAGACGUUUUAUUGUUUUUCUUUCUUUGUUUUACUUCAAGUGCCGGGAGCUCGUGCUGGUUGCGCGUUUCAACGGCAAGACUGGAUUACAAGUGCGUCGCGAGCAAGUGUGCGUGUGUGUGUGUGUGCCAGACCUACGUGUGUUUUGUACAUAGAAUGAAAGGAACUUGUAGCUCUUUACUCUUUCCCUGAACCCUCUCUCUUGUCUAAGAUUUUUUUUUCUCUCUCUCUUUUUUCCCUCUUGUUGUUACAUUUGGUUGGCAUCGUUUCCUUCACACUUUUGUUUGGACUCAUCAUGUAUCUCUGGGACCGAAGAAUGUGACGUACUUUCACCGUGAGACACACAAACCGUUGGUGCCAGAACAUUGUUGCCACUCCAAGAUUUGUCCACGAACAUCGCAUUCCUUUUCCCUCCUCCUUUUUUUUUUAUAUGCCAUGUCUUGUUACUUCCUCAGUGACUUUUUAACUGAACCUGAGGUCGAGCCUCGCGUAUGCGUUGUUUCUGUUUCCAUUGUUUGUUAUUCCUUGUGGGUUUGUUGGUUGCUUGUUGUUUUGAGUAAAGAAAAAGACCUGACCAUGCCUUUUUCUUUCUUGAAGCACAGUGUACAGCCUUAGAAAAAAAAAAUCAACCGCCUACAAACUCGCAAAGGCUAAUAGACUACGAUGGCUUUUAUUGUAUGAAAGAUAAUGGAAAUGGAGUCUUAGAUGCAAAGAACAAUGGAGUUUUGCAAUGGUCCUGGUAGUGCCAGGAAAAAGAAAUGUGCUUUUGAGUGAUGUUCUCGUGACGUCAUGCGUUGCUGUAUAUACAUAGUAUAAACAAAGUGACCAAGGAGCUUGUUGGUGUGUGCCAUUAAGUGGCACUUUUCGUUUUGCGAUGGAACAAUGUCUCAAGAGAAAGUUGGAUAGUGUGCUGGAAGUAUUUAGUUUUCUUUUUUUUUUUUUACAUUGGCACUGCGUAUUGUCUUCGCAGACAUUAUUUAUUCUAAGUGGCGAACGUUCAAGCCCAACACAAAUGCUGCAGUGGGUUUCCAACGGAACAAAGAAUUGUACCACAGAGGUUGUCUUUCGCCCCCUACUGUUUUGGCAGGAUGUAGUGUCUGAAAUUUCUGCAUCGAUUUCUCAUGAUUAGGCUCGAUUUGGCUGUUUCGAUGUGAUGCUCGGACUGACAUGCUGGCUUCAUUUGAAGGACAAAUGGAAGAAAAUAGAUUGUCUGGUCAGGCAGGUAGUGUCUACAGGUACACGUCAAAGUGAACACUGCUCUAGUCAGAAAUUACGUGCGACAGUUUUGAAUCGAUAAGUGGAUACUUCAAAACUGGCAUUGCUGCAUCGAAUGGGACAAGUGGGUCUGAUAAAACAAUAAUUGUGAGGAAUUUAGGCAGAUAAUAAGCAGUAUUGCAAUGUCCUCUCUUCUUGCUGCUAUCUCUUGUAAUGGCAACUGUGACGACACAUUCCUUGGGACCGGAGUUGUUGCGCAGUUUUGUUUUUGUCUCUCUAUUGUACCUCCACGUGGGUCUUCCACUACACGCUUCAAUUUCUGUUCAGUAACAGCACUGCAUUGUCUUGCAAUGCAGCAGCCCUGUUUCAGGUAAUCUUCUGGCAAACUGCAACAUGCACUUUAAUUCGGAUGCAGGCGUUAAACGCUGACAAUUUCUUUUAACAUUAGGUUGGGUUAGUGCACUCGUCAUGCACAUGAUGGAUGUGCCUGCUGCGCUCGCUACGCUUUGCAGCAGUCGUAAAUGUGUACAGAUUGCAGCAUGUUCCUGUUAUCUAUCACUAAGGCUUCCUUUUUCACAACAAGACAUGAAAGACAGUUUCACAAUACUUGGCCAACAAGGCACCAAUGGCCAGCCUGCUAUUAUUUUUGCCGGUGAGACCCUGAUCCAAGCUCUUGCCACAACCGCGCACACUUCCACAGAUAAGCAGACCCACAGACCAAAGCAGACUGCGUAACUUGUCUGGACCCUCUUUUUCAUUGUCUGUAUUUUGUCUCCCGAAAGCAUGAAGUGUUUCUUCCGGAAACUUUACAUCGAGUCUGUUUGUAAUAAGCGACCUUUCUACUGAGCUUUGUAUACAUGGGCUUUUACAGCAAAAAAAGUAAUAAUAAAUGUCGUUUUGCUGCUGCUUCAGCAGGCUCUAACUGCUACCUGUAAAAGCGCAGCAAGAAAGGAACUGUUAGUUUCAAAUGACACAAUAACUUUACCCACUGACUGUAAUAGAAGACUUGCGUGAAGCCUCUUGCAGGUGCCGUUUCAGAAAGCAUAGCACAUUUCAGCAAAUGCACAGCCUACAUAGAUUGAAUGGCAUGUAGUGGCAGUCCCAGAUUUUUUUAUGUCAAAUGAAUUUGCAAGCAAACCUGCAGUCAUCUCGCAGUAAUUCAGACUCUGGCCAUUCAAAACUCCGAGUAAUUUAGAAUAAUCAAAAACGUUUGGUUGACCUGCUUGUCUUUAGUAGGAUUUGGAUUUAGUGGGAUUUGGAAACGAGAUUAUUAAAUUUUGUGGCUUCCUAGGGCAUGGCAACAUCAUCAAAAUGGCUGGUGAGAGAGAAAUCUAUGAGCAAUAACUUGAGUUGGGAUUUGCAAGAGCAGAAAUACAUCCCCGAGAAGACAUUUAUAAAUAGUCAAAACGAGUGCACAUUGGACAUGCAAGCUUCCUUGCGUGGUGAAGCAUGCCACUUGAGCUAAAUGCCCACAACCCUGUUGCAUGUUUGUAGUUCCGACAUCUCGGGUGUGUGAGCUGCAGUGGCCGUCAAGUAAAACCCCGACCUGUCACUCGCUGCUAUAAGUUGCCUUGUUUGUGCGAUAACUUUUCAAAAAGUUCCUAUAUUAGCCCCUAGACCUUUUAUGACUUGUUCAUGUUUGGUCAAUUCAAGUGAUAAUUUGCAGGAGUUUGAGUUUUUGCAAGUCGGCUGCAAGUACAAGCAAAAUUGUGCUUCUGCACAAGUUCAUGCAUUCGCCCUUGGGUUUGAAAAAAAGUUAGAUUUGUAAGGGCGCUACGUAUUGUCACAGAAAGCUAAAAUUUAGGCUGUUCUGCAAAAGAAUGGCUCUUCGGCCUUUGGCAUCUUGUUACUCGAGGGCAAAACGAAGGAAGUGAAAACUAGCCUACCUUCUUUGCUACAGGGCAGAUGGCAAGACUUUAGAUUUUUGUUCGAUACAUGAGCGCUGCCUUUCCGAAGCCCAUGAGCCUGCUUGUCAACAUAUCGCGUGAGUCCUCACGCAUACGCGCUCAAACUUUGUGCAAGAGCCAUGUUGUAAUCAAAACUACUUCCUAGUGGUGGGACGGGAGAAGCCACAAUCCCGAGCACCGUGCAUAAUUUAUGGCACAGACAUGGCUUAUGGUAACGUUGAACAAAAAAAACUGCGGCGCGUGUUGUUUGCCACAGGCAAACUUAAGUCUGUCUCAUUGCCAUGCAAGGACUACAUUGAAUCCUGCUUUCCACACUCUGUAAAACAGUCAGUUCAAGAGUGUCUGUUGUGUAUUCUUUUAAUCCUGCAUUUCAACUGAGGUAUAUCAGUUUGUUUCUCAUUUAAUUUAAGAGUAUCUCUGUGCUCUCGUAAAGCAAACAACUGCGGGAAACUUGCCUAUAGCAUUUUCUUGUCGUCAUAGACCAGUAGGCUUACGUACACCAAACAGGCUGUUCCCAGUCAGCUCAAUCCCAGGUUCCACAACCUCUAGGAGCACCCUCUGUCACUGCCUAGUUACCAGUACUGUCUGCCCAGACACUCUUGUUUAGCUGUCGUUUCCAUAACGAGUGUAACUGCCACAUUGCUAGCCAACUGGAUACUGGCCUGUUUGGUGCAUGUGUUGUUGUCACCUUUUCAGUAUGACCUCUUCACUGUACAUUUAAGGCUUCAGGAAGUUAUGUAAUCCUGAUCAAUUGCAGUUUACCACAAGAGUUCAGUUUCUUUUAUACCCUCUCACGCAAAAGAAGAUAUUCAAUGGGACUCCAGCAUCUGCUUUCGCUGAAAUGUGAAGCCUUUCAUAGAUAGACUGCUUAAACACUGAAUGAUCUGGAAGAAACUUCAGAUGCUAUUGGCUAACUUUCGUCGCAAAUUUUAUAUUUCUUUGGUAAAAAAAAUGUUCCAUCCUUCCAGGUUAAUGGGUGUAUGCAAUAACUGUUUAAUGGAACGGUGCGACCUUGGACAAUGCAAAUUGCUCCCAUGAACACAUCUGCUGCCCCUGCUGUCAACUGCUGUUCUUUCUGGGCUGUCUAUAAAUCCAUGGUUUAUAUUGGACCCCUAAGAAAAUGUCAGCUUCACGUUUCUGUAGGCCUGAGAGAAGCUUCCAAUAAGCUAGCCGAUGACCAUGUCGAACGUGCACUAAUACACCGGAGCACUACCCACUAUCUACAGUGGGUAGUGCGCUGGGUAGGGUUCAGUACUACCCAUUGUCUACACUCUACAGUAUGUAGUACUGAGCCCUAUUUGACAUAUAGUGUGAUAUGCCGUAAGCUUGCACUUUCCUGGUUCCAUUUGACAAAUAGGAAAUGCUGCAUCUCAGUAUGAACAACUGCUUUGUUACUCACAGAUGGUUAAUGUCGGUGCGCCUUCUAUUAACAGGAGAUUUUGUGCAGUGUCAGUACUCUGGACUUCCACAUUCGGCUUGGAAAUCGUAUCAGCAUCUGCAGCUGUGCCCGAUAUUCUACAGGCGACAGCUGACUGGCAUUGCAGCUUUUGUGCACAGUCUCCUUCGGCGCUUUCCGCCUUUCUUUACAACGAAGCAUUAUGUCACUUUGCAUUGCCCAAGGUUUUGCACACUGCAGCCCUGUUGGUCCUUUAGUAAUGAGCAGUUUUGUUGGAGCCAUUGGUUUGUGCUUUUGAUGUGAUAGCAGUAGAGAGAAUGGUGUCCUUGAAAUGAAUUGUGCUUUGCUUUCCUUUCUUUUUUUUCUCUCUCUCUCACGUAGCUCUGGUAGUGCAAAGCUGGAGCAGAAGACUGCCAGCAGCCACUAAUAAAUUAAUUGUGCCCGUUUCAUAAUAAACUGCAGUUUGGCAUCCAAUCUCUGCUCUAGCUCUGCUCUGAGCAGAGCUGCAACACUUUCGUCACAUUCUUUGAGGAUUCAUUUGCUCGUAAGCAGUGUGUUCGUGUUUCAGGAUCUCUCCUGCUAAGACGAUACUGUAUUGCUUUUUACCUUGCGUCGCGUAAGGCCUGUGCUUUUUCAUAUGGCAACUGUGCCCAAUGUUGCCGCCUCGACAAGUGGCGUUACUGUGAAAGACAAUGAAAGUGGGGCAGGGAGGGGGUAUCAAGUUUUCUAAUUGACCAGUACUACCAUUGCAUUGUUCUUGAUUUCAAGCAUUUUUUACAAGACUCAGCCCAAAGUGCUUUUUGUUAUUGCAGCAAGCAAACAAAGGUGACAAAUAAACAAAGUAUAAAAAAUAA